GGCGCGCGCCGGCUCCUGACUGGAGGCCGCGGCAGCCGAGGCGCGAGCUGCCCGAUAAUGGCGGCUUGCAGAGCUCCUGAGAGGGAGAAGCGGCGGCGGCUGCCCUGAGAAACCUCGACCUUGAAGAUGGUGAGUAGCCAGCCAAAGUACGAUCUAAUACGGGAGGUAGGCCGAGGUAGUUACGGUGUUGUGUAUGAAGCGGUCAUCAGAAAGACCUCUGCAAGAGUAGCAGUGAAGAAAAUUCGAUGCCACGCACCUGAAAAUGUUGAACUAGCCCUUCGAGAGUUCUGGGCACUAAGCAGUAUCAAGAGCCAGCACCCAAAUGUGAUUCACUUGGAAGAGUGCAUUCUGCAAAAAGAUGGGAUGGUGCAAAAGAUGUCCCACGGCUCUAAUUCUUCCCUUUAUUUACAGCUUGUAGAGACUUCAUUAAAAGGAGAAAUUGCCUUUGAUCCCAGAAGCGCCUAUUAUUUGUGGUUUGUGAUGGAUUUUUGUGACGGAGGAGACAUGAAUGAGUAUCUGUUAUCCAGGAAGCCCAAUCGAAAGACUAACACCAGCUUUAUGCUUCAGCUCAGCAGUGCUCUGGCUUUCUUGCACAAAAACCAGAUCAUCCACCGAGACCUGAAGCCUGAUAACAUCCUGAUUUCUCAAAGCAGGUUGGAUACCAGUGACUUGGAACCUACACUGAAAGUGGCUGAUUUUGGUCUAAGUAAAGUGUGUUCAGCAUCUGGGCAGAACCCAGAAGAACCUGUCAGCGUAAACAAGUGUUUCCUCUCGACAGCAUGUGGAACGGAUUUCUACAUGGCUCCCGAAGUAUGGGAAGGACACUAUACAGCCAAAGCUGACAUUUUUGCUCUGGGAAUUAUCAUCUGGGCGAUGCUAGAGAGGAUCACCUUCAUAGACACAGAGACAAAGAAGGAGCUCCUAGGGAGCUAUGUAAAACAGGGGACCGAAAUCGUGCCUGUUGGGGAAGCACUUCUGGAAAAUCCCAAGAUGGAACUUCUCAUCCCUGUGAAGAAAAAGUCUAUGAACGGGCGAAUGAAACAACUGAUUAAGGAAAUGCUGGCUGCAAACCCUCAGGAUCGUCCGGAUGCGUUUGAACUAGAACUCAGAUUAGUCCAAAUUGCAUUUAAAGACAGCAGCUGGGAAACGUGACCUCCUGCUUGCAAGCAUCUUCGAUGACAUGCUGCUUCUGAUUCAACAGUGAUUCAACAUUAUGUGGCCGAAAAGAAGACGAAAGUUAUUCUCCACUCUCAAGGGUUUAGGUUUUAUUGUGGGGUAAUUUUUUUCUCUCGUUUUUCUUACUCCAUGCAGGCCAUUUUAUUGUAUGUUUUGAAUGUGUAUUACCAAUGUGGGUGUAAAAAAAAUUUUUUUUAAUGAUCAUUGGUAAAAGUUUGGCAGAAAAAAUUCUCUUAAGAGCCAAGCAGAGAAGAAAGUCCAAUUUUCUGGAAAUAUGUCUUUAAGUAUUUUAGACAUUCCUUGUCAGUAUUAGGCAUUUCCAUGGAAGAAGAGGUUUGCAUGCUGGUAAUGCGACCUUUGAAGCUUUGUAAAGGAAACAUAUAUGUAUAUAUUUAUGUAUAUGUAAGUAUGUGAAUGUGUGCAUUUUGCAUUCCACAUGAAGAAAAUGCCACUUCUGUUUAAAUUAUUUGAUAGAGGUUUGGGUUUUUGAGGUUUGCUGGUGAAAUUGCUGACGAAAACUACACAAAACCACCUUCUUCUUCCCUGCCCCUCCUGCUACGGGAAAUGUGCUAAGGGUAUUCGUUUUGUUUUUUGUUUUUUGUUUUUUCUUAUCCCAGUAUACAUCUGUUUUUAAAGGCAUCAUUUUGAAGGGUCUAAAAUGGCUGAUUAAACAUAAUUGAAGCUAAGCUGUACAAGCUGGUGGAGUACGUCUGAGC
Peromyscus leucopus (white-footed mouse) is the source of this 1892-nucleotide messenger RNA. RefSeq names its product serine/threonine-protein kinase PDIK1L. Gene Ontology annotation, biological process: protein phosphorylation. NCBI's taxonomy places the organism in Eukaryota, Metazoa, Chordata, Mammalia, Rodentia, Cricetidae. The record is from RefSeq and is a predicted model, not a curated record. Gene Ontology annotation, molecular function: protein kinase activity; ATP binding. The transcript is spliced from 3 exons. The coding region runs from base 127 to 1152 and encodes 341 amino acids.